Eptesicus fuscus (big brown bat) is the source of this 3828-nucleotide messenger RNA. It is a transcript of the gene ARHGEF2, whose product is annotated as Rho/Rac guanine nucleotide exchange factor 2. The coding region runs from base 109 to 3069 and encodes 986 amino acids. Gene Ontology annotation, molecular function: microtubule binding; guanyl-nucleotide exchange factor activity. The record is from RefSeq and is a predicted model, not a curated record. Gene Ontology annotation, biological process: actin filament organization; regulation of Rho protein signal transduction; positive regulation of neuron differentiation. Lineage: Eukaryota; Metazoa; Chordata; Mammalia; Chiroptera; Vespertilionidae. Gene Ontology annotation, cellular component: ruffle membrane; cytoskeleton. The transcript is spliced from 22 exons.
CCUGUCCCCGGAGCUGCGCGUGCGGGGCGGCCCGUCCCCCUCCACCCCCACAAUAGCUGGACGCCUGGGCCCCCGAGUGUCCCUCGGGCUCCCCGUCAUCGGGGGACUAUGUCUCGGAUCGAGUCCCUCACGCGGGCGCGUAUCGACCGGAGCAAAGAGCUGGCGAGCAAGGCCCGGGAAAAGGAGAAGAUGAAGGAAGCCAAGGAUGCCCGCUAUACCAACGGGCACCUCUUCACCACCAUCUCCGUCUCGGGCAUGACCAUGUGCUAUGCCUGUAACAAGAGCAUCACAGCCAAGGAGGCCCUCAUCUGCCCAACCUGCAAUGUGACUAUCCACAACCGCUGUAAAGACACCCUCGCCAACUGUACCAAGGUCAAGCAGAAGCAACAGAAAGCUGCACUGCUGAAGAACAACACUGCCUUGCAGUCUGUGUCACUCCGCAGUAAGACCACCACGCGGGAGCGGCCGAGCUCCGCCAUCUACCCCUCCGACAGCUUCCGGCAGUCCCUGCUGGGCUCCCGCCGAGGCCGCUCCUCCUUGUCUUUAGCCAAGAGUGUUUCCACCACCAACAUUGCCGGGCACUUCAAUGAGGAGUCUCCACUGGGCCUGCGCCGGAUCCUCUCCCAGUCCACAGACUCCCUCAACAUGCGGAACCGAACCCUAUCGGUGGAGUCCCUCAUCGACGAAGGUGCAGAGGUCAUCUACAAUGAGCUGAUGAGUGACUUUGAGAUGGAUGAGAAGGACUUUGCAGCCGAUUCCUGGAGCCUUGCGGUGGACAGCAGCUUCCUGCAGCAGCAUAAAAAGGAGGUGAUGAAGCAACAGGAUGUCAUCUAUGAGCUCAUCCAGACGGAGCUGCACCAUGUGCGGACGCUGAAGAUCAUGACCCGCCUCUUUCGCACGGGGAUGCUGGAAGAGCUCCAGCUGGAGCCGGGCGUGGUCCAGGGCCUGUUCCCCUGUGUGGACGAGCUCAGUGACAUCCACACACGCUUCCUCAGCCAGCUGUUAGAACGCCGCCGGCAGGCCCUGUGCCCCGGCAGCACCCGGAACUUCAUCAUCCCUCGCUUGGGUGACCUGCUCAUCAGCCAGUUCUCAGGUCCCAGCGCUGAGCAGAUGCGGAAGACCUACUCGGAGUUCUGUAGCCGCCACACCAAGGCCUUAAAGCUCUAUAAGGAGCUGUAUGCUCGAGACAAGCGCUUCCAGCAGUUCAUCCGGAAAGUGACCCGCUUGGCUGUGCUGAAGCGGCAUGGGGUCCAGGAGUGCAUCCUGCUGGUGACGCAGCGCAUCACCAAGUACCCGGUGCUCAUUAACCGGAUCCUGCAGCAUUCCCACGGGAUGGAGGAGGAGCGCAAGGACCUGACUACGGCUCUGGGGAUGGUGAAGGAGCUGCUGUCCAAUGUGGACCAGGAUGUGCACGAGCUGGAGAAGGGGGCCCGCCUGCAGGAGAUCUACAGCCGCAUGGACCCCCGGGCCCAGACACCAGUGCCCGGCAAGGGCCCCUUCGGCCGAGAGGAGCUGCUGCGGCGCAAGCUUAUCCACGACGGCUGCCUGCUCUGGAAGACUGGGACCGGCCGCUUCAAAGAUGUGCUGAUGCUGCUGAUGACAGACGUGUUAGUGUUUCUCCAAGAGAAGGACCAGAAGUACAUCUUUCCUACCCUGGACAAGCCCUCAGUGAUCUCACUGCAGAAUCUCAUCGUUCGGGACAUUGCCAACCAGGAGAAAGGGAUGUUUCUGAUCAGCGCGACCCCCCCUGAGAUGUAUGAGGUCCACACGGCAUCCCGGGAUGAUCGGAACACCUGGAUCCGAGUCAUUCAGCAGAGUGUGCGCAUAUGCCCAUCCAGAGAGGACUUCCCCCUGAUUGAGACAGAGGAUGAGGCUUACCUGCGGCGAAUCAAGAUGGAGCUGCAACAGAAAGACCGGGCGCUGGUGGAGCUGCUGCAGGAGAAGGUCGGGCUGUUUGCCGAGAUGACCCAUUUCCAGGUGGAAGAGAAUGGCAGCUGUGGGAUGCCCCUGCCCACCCUGCCCAGGGGCCUUUUCCGUUCUGAGUCCCUCGAGUCCCCUCGUGGCGAGCGGCUGCUGCAGGACGCCAUCCGUGAGGUGGAGGGCCUGAAAGACCUGCUCGUGGGGCCUGGAGUGGAGCUGCUCUCGACCCGGGAACCAGGCCUGCCCACGGAAGCAGAAAGUGGUGGUAACAUGAGUCCUGGAAUCACCGCCAAUGGUGAGGCCAGAACCUUCAAUGGCUCGAUCGAGCUCUGCAGAGCCGACUCAGACUCCAGCCAGAAGGAUCGAAAUGGAAAUCAGCUGAGAUCUCCCCAGGAGGAAGCGUUGCAGCGAUUGGUCAAUCUUUAUGGACUUCUCCAUGGCCUACAGGCGGCCGUGGCCCAGCAGGAUACGUUGAUGGAAGCCCGCGUCCCCGAGGGCCCGGAGCGACGGGAGAAGCUGACCCGAGCCAACUCCCGGGAUGGGGAGGCUGGCAGAGCUGGGGCCACCCCUGGGGCUCCUGAGAAGCAGGCCACGGAACUGGCGUUACUGCAGCGGCAACACACGCUGCUGCAGGAAGAGCUGCGGCGCUGCCGGCGCCUCGGCGAAGAGCGGGCGACCGAGGCCGGCAGCCUGGAAGCCCGGCUCCGGGAGAGCGAGCAGGCCCGGGCGCUGCUGGAGCGGGAGGCUGAGGAGGCGCGCAGGCAGCUGGCUGCCUUGGGCCAGGCCGACUCCAUUCCCCAGGAGGCCCCCUGGGCCCGCAGGCCUCUGGAUCCUCGGCGCCGGAGCCUCCCCGCAGGCGAUGCCCUGUACUUGAGUUUCAGCCCCCCGCAGCCCAGUCGAGGCCAUGACCGCCUGGAUUUGCCUGUGACUGUUCGCUCUGUCCAUCGACCCUUUGAGGAUCAAGAGAGGCAGGAGCUGGGCAGCCCCGAGGAGCGGCUACAAGAUAGCAGUGACCCUGACACGGGCAGCGAGGAGGAAGGUAGCAGCCGCCUGUCUCCGCCCCAUAGUCCUCGAGAUUUCACCAGAAUGCAGGACAUACCCGAGGAGACCGAGAGCCGCGAUGGGGAGCCUGUAGCUCCGGAGAGCUAAGGGGCCCCUCCCUCCUUCCUGUGCCCCCCGAAGAAUAUUACUGAGGGAGGCAAACCUUGGGGACUCCAACCUGCCAAUGACCAGGGAACACUUGAACUGCUGAUUGUCCUUGCCAGCUCUUGGGAUCCUUGGAUACCUGGGGCCAUCUAGGAAGCUGGGGGGAAUUAGGCCACAGUGCCCCCUGGUGGCAUCCAGAAGUACACCACAGAUGCCAACUUUUCAUGCCUUCUUCCCUCUACUUUAGGAAAGUUUAUUUAUUUAUUGUUUAUUAGUUAUGGAGGGAGAAAGGGGAUUUAGAGGACCAGGGACAUGGGAGCCAAGCCAUAGGGAACGAGGGGCCUUGUCCUUUAACACUACUGGGGUUUAUUCAGACAUAACCAUGCAGCUGCCGGAUUCCAGCCCUGCCACCCUCCCAGCAACAUCAUCUUUGAGGAGAGGCUGCAGCUGUAGGACCCGACUGCCCCUUCAAGAAGGGCUAUGGGCAGGGCCAUAUCCCUGUCCCCUCAACCUCUUACUGCUGUUCUCUCUUCUCUCCGUCCUCAGUGGGACCCCAGGGAGUCAACCUGGCUUCCUAGAGUGGAUGGAGUAGAGGUUGAGGUGGCCAUAAUGGUCUGUUGGGGGUGAGGGGAAAACCCACAGGGACCAGAAUGUCUUUUUGUUGUUGUUUGCUUUAUUUUUUUUUUUUUGUACCAAAGCCAACUGCACGUGUUUUAUAUUUUUAAGAGAAGAUUGUAGGCAAUUAGAAAUUUCAGCCUUCUA